Molecule: messenger RNA, 1035 nt
Organism: Linnemannia hyalina
Lineage: Eukaryota; Fungi; Mortierellomycota; Mortierellomycetes; Mortierellales; Mortierellaceae
Source: the annotation of a GenBank genome assembly
AUGGAGGCUCGCACGAAUAACAAUCCCCGUUCAUUUGUUUCUAGCGAAACCAUCUCGAAGCGCUCAUUCAGAGUAUUUCCCGCGCAAGCCACUAGGAAACAAACGAACCAGAAAGUCCACACAGAUCGUUACGAUGGAUGGGAUGCUGACUUGCCAAAUGAGGAUACCGCCGUCGACUGCAGCCAGAACAGGCGUAGCCUUCAUUGGCUUGCUCUGCACCAUCUGAAGAAAGCUAAGGAAGUAUCCGUGGCCCUCUCUGGCAUAUGGAAUACGUUUUCCGUCGCAGCGAACAAAGCAUUCACACCGCUCCAGCUCCAGGAGGUUCAUGCGUUCUGCAAGGUUCAGGAGAUGGACAAGAAGGAGCCGGAGGUCGACGACCUCGUGAAGGUGCUCGCUGAGACUCUUGAGACCGGCACGCUUGAAGAGGUCAUGGAAAAGACUUACGACCUCCAGGUUCAGUCUCCAUCAUUGCGGCGUAUUCUUCACGUCCUCCAGGUCAUCAUCAGGAAUAUCAUCAGGUCACUGCAUGGCAAAUGGAAUCCGUUCGAAGCGGAUGCUCUCCAUGUUUGGUCGAGCAUCUUCCGUGAGGGUCUGCCGAUGGACACGCCAGUCGGCAACAUCGAGUGUAAGAAGGCAGGCUCCGCUAAGGUUGAGGUUGCUUCACAGUUAAGAAAAAACCUGAAGAUCAAUAAGAGCAUCCUGCUGGAGCUGGAGAGAUAUGAGCUGGAGUGCCCGCUGUUGUUGAGCAUCCACGGUCUGUCGGCAACAAUCUUCAAGAUCGUCAAGUACAAGGACAAUUGGAUUGGAGCAGAGGCAUGCGAUCCAGGAGAGUUUGAGCACUUCCUCUCGGACCACCUACAGCUCCGUGAAGUGAAUAGAUCCAAGUUCCGCAAGAAAGCUGUCGAAGACGACGAGGAGGACCAGGGGUCGCAGAAUGUAAUGGAAACCUUGGAGUGGGAGAGUGUCGUCGUCCACACUCCUACGAAGCCUGCAAAGUCGAAACUAUUGGAGAAACUGAAGAGAAUAAGUGAAUAG